Gracilinanus agilis (Agile Gracile Mouse Opossum) is the source of this 1970-nucleotide messenger RNA. It is a transcript of the gene YAF2, whose product is annotated as YY1 associated factor 2. Gene Ontology annotation, cellular component: nucleus. NCBI's taxonomy places the organism in Eukaryota, Metazoa, Chordata, Mammalia, Didelphimorphia, Didelphidae. Bases 136 to 750 code for a protein of 204 amino acids. The transcript is spliced from 5 exons. Gene Ontology annotation, biological process: positive regulation of DNA-templated transcription. The record is from RefSeq and is a predicted model, not a curated record. Gene Ontology annotation, molecular function: DNA binding; transcription coregulator activity.
GGCGCCUACCAGCUUCGCCGCUUACCUCUCCCCGCCCCCCUCCCGGAGUGCUUCCGCUCGGGGUGAUUCUCCUUCUUAUUGACAAACACCGAGCUAGCGGCCGCGGGUUCCGGGGUGUCUUUUUAUAGCCGAGCCAUGGGAGACAAGAAGAGCCCGACCAGGCCGAAGCGGCAGCCGAAGCCAUCCUCGGAUGAGGGAUACUGGGAUUGUAGUGUCUGCACCUUCCGGAACAGCGCGGAGGCUUUCAAAUGCAUGAUGUGCGACGUGAGAAAGGGCACCUCUACUAGAUCCACAUACUUUGAAGUUAUUGUGAAUGCCUUGAGGACCAUGGAACCGUUGAAAUUUCAAAUUUCAGAAAGGAAACCUCGACCUGUCUCCCAGUUGGUUGCACAGCAAGUUACCCAACAGUUUGUGCCCCCACCACAAUCAAAGAAAGAAAAAAAAGAUAAAUUAGAAAAGGAAAAAAGUGAAAAAGAAACAACUAGCAAAAAGAACAGUUAUAAGAAAACCAGGCCACGAUUGAAAAAUGUGGAUCGGAGUAGCGCUCAGCAUUUGGAAGUAACCGUUGGAGAUCUGACAGUCAUUAUUACAGACUUUAAGGAGAAAACUAAGUCAACACCUGCAUCUAGUGCUGCUUCUGCAGAUCAACAUAGUCAGAGUGGUUCUAGCUCUGAUAAUACAGAGAGAGGAAUGUCCAGGUCAUCUUCACCCAGAGGAGAAGCCUCAUCAUUAAAUGGAGAAUCUCAUUAAAGUUUACUUUUUUUCCAGUUUCUUUAGUCACUUCUCUGUAACAUGCAAAUACAAAGAUUUUUGCCAACACAUGCCACAUUUUCAUGACAGACAUUCAUGCACAGUCUACAACAUGUUUUACAUAAAAUAAAAGUACAUUAGGAUUAAUAAUUUUGUUGUAAUCUACACUAAAGACCACAUUUGCAGAAUUAACAUUUUGAUAUCCAGAGUUAAAAGUGCCAUGAAAAUGUGGUAGAGCAUUCAUUAUGCAGUGUUAUUAGUAACCUUUUUCACUUUUAGUGAAUUCCAACACUUAAACCUUGAUUUUGCUACUAUUGAAUGGCAUGUACUGAAUUAAAAUUUUUAUAACAUAGUUCAAGCUGCCUAGAUAUGUAUUAUUUGAGAAUUAUGAAACAGUUGUAUAAGUGUGUUUGUGUGUGUGUAUAUGUAUACACAUAUAUACAUACAAGUCAGAUCAAUUCAGUCAACUAUUAGAGCAACCAGAUUUUCAUAAUAGUUAUCUUCUUAAGUACACCUGCUGGUAUUUGGUGUGAUUAAAUUAGGAAAAUUGUUAUUAAAGGAUUUCUAUUAACUUUGGCCAAUGUUUUUUGACACAUUUUACUAGAUUACUCUUACAAAAUUAUGUUUCUUGUUUUAUCAGAUUUUCUUUCCUUGGCUUUUUAAAAUAUUCAUUUAUUAUGUUUACUAGCAAAAUACUAAACAUUUUAAAGUAUCAAUUGUUUAGCUUUGUAAUUGAGAUAAAGUACUAUUAUGAUCACACACUGGUAUUUUCCAUAUUAUAUAAAAUUUUCCCUUUGAAAUGAUUGUAUGUCUUUGCCAAAACAACAAGAACAAGCCAGCAACGGAACAAAUUUCCAUUUUAAAAAGUUGCAUUUCUGAAAAGGCUUUAAAUGAAUAAUAAUUUUAUCACUUGUUUCUUGCCCCAGAUUUAUUCAGUGCUAUCAACAUGUAUAAAAAUAAUUACUAUAGAAAUAUGGAGUAUUUCACAAAACUUGGGAAUAACUAAUAAUAAUGUAUCGUAUUUCUUCUUAAGUCAGCUUUUGUUAUUUUAAUUGGCCCUUUAUUAAAUGUCUUUAGUAAUUCCUCUGAAAAACAUGCAGUUCCCUAUUUUCAGGCACAAUUUAUCAUUUAUGCAUAUAUCAAUAUACUAAUGCAGACAAAAAUAUUUACGGUCACCCAGCAUUAUGUAAAAUUACCAAUAAAAUAUUUUUAUGACUAUA